UGCGCCAGUGAUUUUGAGUACCAUUGUGAUAGUUUAUCGGACUGUUGUUGAAUAGUGUUUUAAUUUUAUUAACUUGAGACAAGACGAUGGUGUCAGAAGGGGCUUUGCCCGUUGUAUGGUGUAUGCGCGAUAAUCAACUUGUACCCCAUCAAGUUUCUGGUGUUAAAUUGCAAGGGGCCGUUACUGGAGCCCAUAUAGCUGCCGUUACAGACUUCUUACGUAUGGUAGCGGGGACACCGAUUAUUUUACCACCUACGGCGGUGUCCGAAAGUUUAGAAAAUGACAUUAAUAAAGAAAAAGAAACCAUGACUAGACGACGCAAAAUGUCAAUGCAAGUGGAGGUUCCCUGUGUUUUCCUCUCUGAGAGUGCACUACAGAUAGCAAAAAGCCGCCAUAAUUCCUUAGAAGAAAAGGUAAUAAUUGAAAAUUCCAGUUCAUCUAAAACGAAAUAUCCCGAAUUAGAUAGUCAAUUUUGUAUUAGCAAAACCAAAAAUCCGAAAAUUGAGGAACGAUAUGGAACAGAGAAAGACAAUUACCCCCAAAGAAUAACGAGAAUAAUCGAAUUAAACGACUUUAAUUCAGAAAGUAUGAAUGAACCCGAAAAAGAACCCUUGCAAAGGAUAACUAGGAUAAUUGAAUUUGAGAACGAUAAAUUUCCUUCACCUGUGGCAUUAGAGGAAGAUAAUGAAAUGACACAAAAAAUUACUAGGAUUAUAGAAUUUAAUGAAGACAAUUCAGUUUCUACCCUUACUAAUAGUACCGAAUAUAUUGAGGAGGAAUCUCUAUCCCAAAAAUUAACUAGAAUAAUUGAACCUGCUAAAGAAAAUAAUUUUACCAGCAUGGCUAAAAUAAUAGAAAUGGAAAACGAAAGAUCCAAUGAAAGGAGAAUAUCCUUAAUUAGCGAACGAGACAUAGGUUGUGGGAUAAUUGAAAGUUGUAGCACAAAUGUUGCUAGAUCUAAGCCGGUACAAAGAGGCAGGUUUAGUGUGGACUCAUCUUGCUCCGAAAACUCUUACGCUAACAUAGAGACUAUUAACAGUGCUCUUAAGAGUUUACAGGAUGUAAGAAAAGAAGAUACUACAGACUUUGUGUCAAAUACUGAGUCAUUUUCAAGUUGCAAACCGAUAGUACGGUCGCGAUUUCGAAGAAAAAAGACCUCUGUUUGUUCGAUUGGCUCGUCGGACUGCGAUGAUGAAAUAGACGUAAUUUUUAAAUCUAAACCAAAAUCUAGUCAAUGGGUCAGCUUGGAUUGGAUACCACCACAACCCAAAGAAGAGCCAGUGAUUACUCAAGUCUGUGAUAAAAAUGAUUUCAUUUCAAAAUGGAUAGCCGAACAAAAUGCUCAGGAAUCGUGCAUAGUUCAUGAAGAGAGAAGAAGAAGCCUUCCUCCUAAAUCAAAUGAAGUAUAUUUACAAAAUAUGCGAAGGUUUAGUGACGGUUUGCAAAUCUGUAAAGAGGAUGCUGCUAGUGAUUCCCCUGCAACAGUCAAAUGGAAAUGGCAUGACAUUGUUAAAAGGCAUAUUCAGUUAUUAAAAAACGACAAAGGCUUCCGAAGACAAAGGAGUAGCUGGAUACGCACAGCACGACGGCUCUCCGGAACAAACGAAAAUAAUAAAAGUACGGAGCCCCUGCCUCUAGACACAUACAUGAAGCUAAACACUAUGCCAUGGUACUUCCGUAAAAUAAAACGGAUCGAAGCUGAAAAGAAAUUGCUAUUACCAGAGAAUGAACACGGUGCUUUCCUUAUUCGAGACUCAGAGAGCCGCCAUAACGAUUUUUCCUUAUCAGUUCGAGACGGCGAUACGGUAAAACACUACCGCAUCCGACAAUUGGACGAGGGCGGGUUCUUCAUCGCCCGCCGCACCACCUUCCGGACUCUUCAAGAGUUGGUCGAGCAUUACAGCAAGGACGCCGAUGGAUUGUGCGUCUCUUUAAGCAAACCUUGUGUACAGGUUGAGAAACCGGUUACUGAAGGUCUCUCGCACCGAACGAGAGAUCAAUGGGAGAUCGACCGCUCGUCACUAAAGUUCGUACGGAAACUGGGUCACGGACAGUUCGGCGAAGUAUGGGAGGGCUUAUGGAACAACACCACGCCAGUCGCCAUCAAAACGCUCAAAUCCGGCACAAUGGACCCCAAAGACUUCCUCGCGGAGGCGCAGAUAAUGAAAAAACUUCGGCAUAGCAAACUUAUCCAAUUAUACGCCGUGUGCACACUCGAAGAACCGAUCUAUAUUAUCACAGAGUUGAUGAAGAAUGGAUCACUUUUGGAAUAUUUACAAGGUAAAGGUCGUGGCCUAAAGCUGCAGCAGCUUAUCGACAUGGCCGCCCAAAUCGCCGCGGGCAUGGCGUAUCUGGAGUCCCAGAACUACAUUCACCGCGAUCUCGCUGCUAGGAAUGUCCUCGUCGCCGAAGGUUGCCUCGUCAAGAUCGCAGACUUUGGCCUUGCUAGGCUUAUCAAGGAAGAUGAAUACGAGGCACGCGUCGGAGCCCGGUUCCCCAUCAAGUGGACGGCUCCCGAAGCAGCCAACUAUAGCAAAUUCUCCAUCAAAUCUGACGUCUGGUCCUUCGGCAUCCUUCUUACCGAGCUCGUCACAUACGGUCGCAUACCUUAUCCAGGCAUGUCAAACGCGGAGGUCCUGCACCAAGUGGAGCACGGCUAUCGCAUGCCGUGUCCGCCCAACUGCCCCGCGGCGCUUUACGAGAUCAUGCUUGAGUGCUGGCACAAGGACGCGCUCAAGCGGCCAACCUUCGAGACGCUGCAGUGGAAGCUCGAGGACUUCUUCACCAUGGACAACUCCGAGUACAAGGAGGCCUCGGCCUACUGAGCCCGGCCCUCCCUGCCGCCCCACCGACACGCACACAAGCAACACACCCCCGGCCUCUAUCACAUGCCGCCUGAGCUGCAUAUGCUGCACAGCAGCGCGUCGAUGCAACAUCUACAGAUGCACCACGCGCUGCACGCGCACGGGCAC
Molecule: messenger RNA, 2972 nt
Organism: Pararge aegeria (speckled wood butterfly)
Lineage: Eukaryota; Metazoa; Arthropoda; Insecta; Lepidoptera; Nymphalidae
Gene: Src42A
Product: tyrosine-protein kinase Src42A
Exons: 8
Coding region: 87-2825 (912 amino acids)
Biological process (GO): protein phosphorylation; cell surface receptor protein tyrosine kinase signaling pathway; cell differentiation
Cellular component (GO): extrinsic component of cytoplasmic side of plasma membrane
Molecular function (GO): non-membrane spanning protein tyrosine kinase activity; signaling receptor binding; ATP binding
Source: RefSeq, a predicted model, not a curated record